Molecule: messenger RNA, 2799 nt
Organism: Theileria equi strain WA
Lineage: Eukaryota; Apicomplexa; Aconoidasida; Piroplasmida; Theileriidae
Product: helicase family member protein
Exons: 3
Coding region: 1-2799 (932 amino acids)
Biological process (GO): nucleosome organization; regulation of transcription by RNA polymerase II
Cellular component (GO): nucleus; chromatin
Molecular function (GO): ATP binding; histone binding; DNA binding
Source: RefSeq, a predicted model, not a curated record
AUGGAAGGCUCGGAAGUUGGCACAACUGACAAUUCACAUACUACUCUGCCUGUUCAACCAGAUAGUGACGUGAAGGAGGAAACUGCCGUGCCUGAGUUUCCUUCAGAUGGAGUUGACCAGUACAAUGGCUUUGGGGAUAGUAACAACAUAACACUGCUACACAAAAUAUUGAACCAAACUACCUCUAUUGAUGAUAUUUUGGCACAGAGCAGAAAAGGAUUUAAAAAGUCAAACACCUCGCAGGAGCCGAAACUGGUAAAGAGGAACGCUAAAAUUGACGUCAGGAUAGAUCAGCCCAAAUCUUUGGUAGGAACCGCAAAACCAUACCAGUUGGAAGGUUUGAGAUGGCUUGUAGGACUACACAAUAAGGGAUUGAAUGGUAUUCUCGCGGAUGAAAUGGGACUGGGAAAAACGUUCCAGACUAUUAGUCUAAUGGCAUACUUAAAGGAGUCGUGUGGAAUCGAUGGUCCACACUUGGUUUUAGCUCCAAAGUCGACAAUUGGCAAUUGGAUAAACGAAAUUAACCGUUUUUGUCCAUCCCUUCGAGUAUUGAAAUUUAUAGGGAACAAGGAAGAACGCGCCUAUCUCAUAAACAACGAGCUCGAUCAAGAUAAAUACGACGUUAUAGUUACAUCUUAUGAAACGUGUUGUAAAACUAAGCGAGCAUUGUGUAAACUAGAUUGGAAGUAUAUCAUUAUUGAUGAGGCCCAUCGUAUAAAGAAUGAAGAAUCCAAAUUGAGUGAGGUUGUUAGAAUGUUUCAGACAGAAUAUCGACUUUUGAUCACAGGAACUCCUCUGCAAAAUAAUCUAAAAGAGUUGUGGGCACUUCUCAACUUUUUAUUUCCUGAGGUGUUUGCAUCUUCUGAAGAGUUUGAGCAGGUGUUUGAUUUGGUUGGACCAAAGGAACUCACACAAGCUGAAAGAGAGUCUAGAAAUUUGCAGAUUAUAGCAAGAUUGCAUGAGAUUUUGCGUCCGUUUAUGCUUCGCCGCUCCAAAAAGGACGUUUUAACAGAAAUGCCACCGAAGAAUGAGCUUUUGCUCAUGGUACCUUUAUCUGCUAUGCAAAAACAGCUUUAUAGAGAUCUUUUGAGAAAAAAUGUCCCUGAACUUGGUGCUGAAGAUAAUACAAAAUCGGGGCUUCAGGUUCAACUACUGAAUUUAGCUAUGCAGUUGAGAAAAGCUUGUAAUCAUCCCUACCUCUUUGAUGGAUAUGAAGAUCGUAAUGAUGAUCCAUUUGGGGAGCACUUGGUUGAAAAUGCAGGGAAACUCAAUUUGGUGGAUAAACUUCUUCACAGGCUUUUAAAAAGCAAUUCUAGAAUACUUAUAUUUUCCCAAAUGGCUAGGAUGUUGGACAUUCUAGAGGAUUAUUGUAGAAUGCGUGGGUAUCUUUACUUUAGAAUAGAUGGCAAUACAUCUAGUGAGGACAGAGAUCAUCAGAUUUCCUCCUUUAACGCGCCAGAUAGUGAAGUUAGCAUAUUUUUGCUCUCUACAAGGGCAGGUGGUCUAGGUAUCAACCUUGCUACAGCUGAUGUUGUAAUUCUCUAUGACAGCGAUUGGAACCCCCAGGUAGAUCUUCAGGCCAUUGAUAGAGCACACAGAAUUGGUCAGCUGAAGCCAGUUCAUGUCUACAGGCUUGUGCACGAAUACACAAUUGAAGAAAAAAUUAUAGAGAGAGCUACUCUAAAGCUACAGUUGGAUAGUGCUGUAAUUCAGCAUGGUCGUUUAGCACAAAAAGAAUUGCUUGCUAUGGUACAAUAUGGUGCCAGUCACAUUUUCAAGGCCGGUGAUAAAGCCAUUACGGAUGCUGAUUUGGAUGUUAUUCUUAGUAAGGGGCAAGAAAGGGCAAAUAUGCUCAACAACAAACUUAUAACACAAACUAAAAAAGGUCUCUUGGAUUUUUCAACAACCACAAACUCUCAAAACAUGUAUCAAUAUCCUAAUAACAGCAUCGAGGAUGCAGAUGAAAUGGACAAACAGGAAUGGUCAAAACUCGAGGCUUUAAGGACACAGAAUGAUAAUCUCAUUGAAAGAGAAAGUAGAAGAAAACUGAGGAUUGCUAAAGAACAGAUGGAACUCUAUCAAAGCACGAGACAUUUGGAUAAAUCCAUCAUUCCUCCAGAAUUUCAGUUCUUUGACAAUGCACAAAUUAUAAAGUUGCACCAAGAAGAAAAUGAACUUGGAGCAUUAAGUGAAGAAAAACAACUCUUGAAAGAAAAGCUUCUUAGCGAGGGAUUCCCAAAUUGGUCAAAGAGGGACUUUAAUAAUUUUGUAAAGGCUUGUACAGCGCACAGUCGUUAUGACAUCAAGUCUAUUGCUGCAACGCUAGAGAGCAAGACAUUUGCAGAGGUGGAAGCUUACAGUAAGGUCUUUUGGGAAAAGUAUACCACAUUGCCUGAUUGGUCAAAACACAUUAAAAAGAUCGAGGCGGGUGAAGAAAACCUGCUUCGUUUACAUCAACAACAUCAGGUAAUUGCAAAUAAACAAAAGCAACUCAAGAAUCCAUGGGUUGGCACUGACCAGCUAUUUUCAUCUCAUCGUGGGAAAUCCACCUUUACCGAAGAUGAGGACCGUUGGUUAUUGAACAUCAUUGCCCUUUUCGGUUAUGACAAGUGGAGAUGUAUAAAUGAGUUGACUAAACUUGAUCCGAGAUUUCAGUUGGACAUGUUUCUCAAGACCAGAAAUACCUUGGAUUUGGCAAAACGUGCAGAUUACAUUAUAAAGCACAUUGCAAAGGAAAACUCCAAACCAAGUGGAGGUGAGAAGGUCAAAAGGGUAAAGAAGGAACCCGUCAGUUUUUAA